Molecule: messenger RNA, 885 nt
Organism: Tauraco erythrolophus (red-crested turaco)
Lineage: Eukaryota; Metazoa; Chordata; Aves; Musophagiformes; Musophagidae
Source: RefSeq, a predicted model, not a curated record
AUGGAAAGACUGCAGAAGGCCAAAAUGGACAACGAGGUACUGGGCUACAAGGACCUGGCUGCCAUCCCCAAGGACAAAGCGAUCCUGGACAUCGAGCGCCCCGACUUGAUGAUCUACGAACCCCAUUUCACUGCUUCUUGCCUUCUGCAGCGUUCCCUGUCUCCCAAAUCCAUCUCUCCUCCUCCAUCUCCGGAGGUCAUCCGGGAGUGGCUGGAGAACCGGACCGCUGGCAGCACCCCGCAGCCCACCUCUCGCCAGGGCGGCAGCUCGGCCCGCAGCAGCGUGCAGCACUUCCACCGACCCGAGACUGACACAACGGAGCUCAACAUAUACAAGAAGCCUCCAAUUUAUAGGCAGAAAGACCACCAUCCCGGUGCCCACCAUGGGAAGCAUCUCAUAGAGGACUUGAUCAUCGAAUCCUCCAAGUUCCCGGCAGCGCAGCCCCCAGACCCCAACCAGCCCGCCAAGAUUGAGACCGACUACUGGCCGUGCCCCCCAUCCCUGGCCGUCAUGGAGACGGAGUGGAGGAGGCGGAUGGCCUCCAAGAGAGGGGAGGAGGAGGAGGAGGACCUGACAGAGGAGAUGAAGAACCUGCGGGAGCUCCAGAGGCAGGAGCUGAGCAAGGUCACCUCCAACCUCGGGAAGCUGAUCCUGAAGGAGGAGAUGGAGAAAUCUCUCCCCAUCCGGAGAAAAACCCGCUCGCUGCCGGACCGGACACCCUUCCACACAUCUCUGCACAUGGGGAGCUACAAGAGCUCCUCGCUGCCCGCCUCUGGCAGGAGCACCCUCACCCGGCUGCAAUCAGCGGAGUUUGGCUCGGCAGGCAGUGAGAAGAGCAGCCCUGGCCUGCAGAACGGGCAGCGUGGGCGCAUGGAUAGAGGCAAU